Molecule: messenger RNA, 1618 nt
Organism: Periophthalmus magnuspinnatus
Lineage: Eukaryota; Metazoa; Chordata; Actinopteri; Gobiiformes; Gobiidae
Gene: gfi1ab
Product: growth factor independent 1A transcription repressor b
Exons: 6
Coding region: 121-1260 (379 amino acids)
Cellular component (GO): nucleus
Source: RefSeq, a predicted model, not a curated record
AGAGGCAGCAGUGGCUCAGAGCUCACAGCACCUGGUCCCGUGGAGCUAACAAAGUUUACUAAAAUUACUGCAACAAUUUGGACUGGAUUAUAACGGAUUUAAGCACAUACAGAAGCAAAAAUGCCACGGUCGUUUUUGGUGAAGAGCAAAAAGGCACACAGCUAUCACCAGCCCCGGAGUUUGGAGGAUGACUACAGUAAACUGGAUUCAAUACUGGCGCAGAUCUGCUCAGAUGCGGACAGGGUGUCCGAGGAUCUGGACGAGUCCCUGGACCUCUCUGUGGAUCGUUGCGGCCUGUCUCCGGACUCCCAGAUGCUGGAUACGGUUCAGUUUUCUCCCAAGUCUUCCCUCAGCUGCGCCGACAGCGGGUGCGAGCGGUCACCGGACUACGAGGACUACUGGAGGCCGCCCUCUCCAUCCGCUUCACCAGCAUCGGAUAAGUCCUUGUCUCCUCUGGUGGAAGACAGCCAGCACUUUACCGUGCCAUUCCGGCCGUACGCGUGGGACAGCCCCCCGGGUGCGAGGCCGCUUCUCCAGCCGCAGAGCCUCACUCCACACCGUGUAAAUCUGGACCGGAGCCCCGGCUCUGCUGUGGCCUUUUACGGUGACCGCAGCCCCGUUAUGUAUCCAGAAGACUGCAGUUAUGGCGAGUACCGAAGACACGCCUCAUCUCUGCUCUAUCCGGACAUCAAGAGUCACGAGGCCAAAGCCCAGACAGAUCUACUCUGCUCCAGUCUCAUCCACAACGGGACAUACAAGUGCGUCAAGUGCACCAAGGUCUUCUCCACGCCACACGGUUUGGAGGUGCACGUGCGCAGAUCCCACAGCGGAACCAGACCUUUCGCGUGUGAAAUCUGCGGUAAAACUUUCGGACACGCGGUCAGUCUGGAGCAACACAAAGCCGUGCACUCACAGGAGAGAAGCUUCGACUGUAAAAUCUGCGGGAAGAGUUUUAAGCGCUCGUCCACGCUGUCCACGCACCUGCUAAUCCACUCAGACACGCGGCCGUACCCCUGCCAGUACUGCGGAAAAAGGUUCCACCAGAAGUCCGACAUGAAGAAGCACACGUUUAUCCACACAGGUGAGAAGCCGCACAAAUGUCAGGUUUGCGGUAAAGCUUUCAGCCAGAGCUCUAACCUGAUUACGCACAGUCGGAAGCACACGGGAUACAAGCCGUUUGGAUGCGACCUCUGUGGGAAGGGUUUUCAGAGAAAAGUGGACCUGCGGCGACACAAGGAGACGCAACACGGACUCAAAUAAAUAGCUGUUUGGCCUUCUUGUCCUACGUAGCACAAAUGUCCUACGGAAGGAAUUGGUACAAAUGAAGACUUUAUCCGUUAAAUUAUGAUAAAUUAUAUAAUACUAUGUCUUUAUUAUUUGUAUUUAUUUAUAAAUCUUGGAUUCAUGUAACACUAGUAAAACGCCACAGAGUGUCCAAAUGGUUGCGGUGGCGUUUAAUGAAGAUAAAGCUAUGCUUUGAAAAAUAAAUGAAAAAGGCUAUUUGAGGGGGGAUUUGGUUACGCGCACUAAAGACGUGCGUCUUAUCCAAGCUUUAAUUUUGCACAAGCCAGAGUGAACUUCUUGUCUUGUUUACAAAAUAAAUAUAACGCUUUCCCAA